CCACACCAAUCGGUGCCCUCUUCAUUAAUACUCCUCUGAGUAGUUUUAGGGGAGAAGAAGGAAAAAAAACCUAUCCUUUUGGCGACCAUCUACCCAUCAUAGAAAACAUCAACAGAUAUAUGAAUAAGUUAGUACUGAUGAUGGAAAACAAACAGACAAUCUGAUCAGAGCAACUUCAGUGGGUAGCUGUAAAUCUCUCUCUCUCUCUCUGUAAGUGUUCUUUAAUUUGUUUAAGAUAUAUGAAUCUAUCAGAGGGCUCUGAUGAAAGAAGAUUCUAAUAUAAGCCCAGGCAUGAGCAUCUUUCAAUGUUCUCUUUGUUUCUCCUGCAGGCUGAUUGUACUUUUGACUCUACUCUACAAGCCAAGUAAAUUUCAAAGGAUAUAGGUAUCAUUUACCAUGACUCCAUCAAAUAAAAACUGGCCGAGCAUGUUCAAGGCAAAGGGUGGCAGCAAGAAGGGUAAUAACAAUCAAUGGAUGGCUUCAGACAAGAAUUCCUCAAGAGCUUCAUCUUCAUCAUCCGCUAAGUUUGAGGAGAGGACGCCGGAGUUGAAGGAGAGAUGGAACCCCCGGCCGGAGCAGAUUCGGAUCCUGGAAGCCGUUUUCAACUCCGGCAUUGUCACUCCCAUGAGGGAAGACAUCGUUAGAAUCAGAACCAGAAUCGAAGAGUACGGCAAAGUCGCUGAUUCCAGUGUCUUUUACUGGUUUCAGAACCGCAAGUCCCGAAGCAAGAACAAGCAGCGAAAGCUCCGGUCAGCCGAGGCUCCGCAGCCCCCGCCCCCGCACCCGUCCCCGCCGCAGAGAAACCUUCCCCACCCUCCUCCGACCACUCUUGUGGCUCCAACCGUUACCAUACUUUCCUCUUCCUCCUCGUCCUCGUCCUCCUCUAAUUCUGGAUCGAACUUUAACAACAACAAUAUUAAUACUAAUAUUGGCAAUGGCUCAUCCUUUUACCAAACUCCUAUGAACAGCGAGUUUCAUACCGAACCGCUGCCCCCGCCACUGCCACUGUUGUACCCUAGUGUGCCGCUUCCGGUCGGUACGACUUCGGCCUCGGAGAAUUUCAAUCAAGGGUUUUGUUUCAAGGAAGCUGUGGAUGUUUCUCAAGCUUCUUAUUCUGAUCUCCUCACUAUUGGGAACUCUUCUGCCGGUUUGAUGCCUACUUACGUCAACAACGGCGUAGCUCUCAAUAUCGACCCUAAUCAACAUUUUGCUCCUUCUUUUGCUCCCCCUUUUCAAGGUGAAAUGAAAGCGACGGUGAUCGUAAACGGUAUGGCGUAUGAGGUGCCGACCGGAAUCUUCAACAUCCCGGAGACGUUCGGUGACGGAGCGGUUCUGCUUCAUUAUCCUUCCGGCGAGCCGGUGGUCACUAAUGAAUGGGGAUUUACUUUGGAUCUGUUAGAGCCCGGAGCUUUCUACUACUUGUUCCGCACCUCAUCUUAGGUCAACAUGGAUCAAAGAUUCAGAAGAUAGAUGGGGCGAUGUUCAGUCGGCUGGGGACGGGAUGGAAUGUGUUGCAGUUAUAUGGCUCUUGUUCUUCAAUUGAAAUUCCUUUUAUUUUCCGAAUUUUAAACAUUCCCAUCAUUUAGAUCUUAUUCCCUUUAAUUAAUUAAUUAAUUAAUUAUUUGUUGUAUUUUAGAAAAAAGAACUUUAUUGAGUGGUUUGUCAAAGUAGUUAUUUUCUGUGUAGGAUGGUGGAGAGUAUGUAUGUAUGCCACAUCU
Cuscuta europaea is the source of this 1718-nucleotide messenger RNA. The record is from the annotation of a GenBank genome assembly. NCBI's taxonomy places the organism in Eukaryota, Viridiplantae, Streptophyta, Magnoliopsida, Solanales, Convolvulaceae.